Molecule: messenger RNA, 255 nt
Organism: Echinostoma caproni
Lineage: Eukaryota; Metazoa; Platyhelminthes; Trematoda; Plagiorchiida; Echinostomatidae
Source: the annotation of a GenBank genome assembly
CCGUUGGUCGAUCUGUACAACGCAAUCAAACAACGCGGUGGAGUGACACAUUUGCGUCUGUGUGACACAUGGUUCCGAACUAUUCAGGUGCUACCAGAACGCACACAUCCCGAAGUGAGCAUGAUCGCAUCCGGUGGCUAUUUGCUCACUGCUUACACUGUAGAACCUAAGCCGGGAAGCGUCCAUGAAUUGCUACAGAGCGGUCUGGUCAGUUCCGCGUUUUGGCAUGAACUGGAUGCGCCCGAUGAAUCUUAA